Lynx canadensis (Canada lynx) is the source of this 1268-nucleotide messenger RNA. It is a transcript of the gene TEDDM1, whose product is annotated as transmembrane epididymal protein 1. The coding region runs from base 363 to 1268 and encodes 301 amino acids. The transcript has a single exon. The record is from RefSeq and is a predicted model, not a curated record. NCBI's taxonomy places the organism in Eukaryota, Metazoa, Chordata, Mammalia, Carnivora, Felidae.
GUCAUGGGAGAGAGGGACAGUGUGACCAGAAGCAUCUCAAAGGCCCAAACACAGAGCUCAGGAGAGUGCACAUUCUCACAGGUACAUACUAGGAAAUAUUCACCUUCCUUUUUUUGGCAGAAGUCAGUUUGUUCCCAGUGUACUAGAAUGGAAUGGAACAAUGAGACUCAUUACCAAAAGUGUAGGCUCUUGUCCAGAACUUUGAAUUCUCUCUGGGAGCAGUGGGCAGAGAGAGAUGAUAAAAAGAGGUAGAAGUUAGCUUUGUAUAUGUAGCCUACAACUUGAAGGGCCCUCAAUACAGAGGAGAGCAGUGAGGUCCUGAGUUUUGUCCUCACUCCUUAGGAAAACAGACCUAUAAUUUCAUGGGAAAAUUCAUAGGGCAUAUAUACCCAGGGCUGUUUCUUUUCUCCUAUGGACUGUAUCAGGCCACAGUGGUCUUUAAGGCCAUGAUAGUCAAUGACUCUCUCCUCUGUCCUUCGUGCCCUCCCAGGCAUAAGGGAAUAUGGGCCAGGCUGUGGAUAAUAUCCUACAGAGGUUUGCUGAAGAUAGUGACUGGUUCCAUCUUAACAAUUUAUGUAGUCUUCUGUCUUGAUGAUGGGAUGGUGUUGAUGAACAAGAAGUACCCACCAAGAUUUAUGUACCCCAAAGAGUGGCAGCACCUCACUAUGUUCAUCCUCUUCACCCUCAAUGGCUGUGUAGAUGUCAUGAGCAAGAACUUGCUACCUCAGAGGUGUGUGGUCCUAGAGAAAGGUACCCUGGUCCUGACCUUCUAUGUGCUCCUGCUGCUGUUGAUGUCACACGUCCAGGACUCAACCGGGAUAGAGCUUCAGAUUCAUUAUCUGCUCAUCGUGGUGGUGUUCCUGUUGAUGCUGGUGUUGACCAUAGAGCUGUGGACUCCUGACACAUUUCACCUCUUGCUGAUUGAGACUUUUCUGUUUCUGUCGAUGGGCUCCUGGCUGAUACAGGGGGGCUUUAUUCUGUACAGACCAGUCACUGGCUACCCAUGGCAGGAUGAUGACAUCAGUGACAUCAUGUUUAUCACCACCUUCUUCUGUUGGCAUGUGAUGAUCAAUGCUUUGUGUCUGCUGGGAAUCUAUGGAAUCUCUUCCUUUUGGCAUCAUUGUUACCGUCCCAGCUUGAAGCUGAUGGAAUCCAAAGAAGCUCCACAUGACAAGGGCACUACAAGACCCCUCUACAAAUUGCUGUGGGAAGUGGAACAGUCAGAGAAAGAUGACCAGGCUCCUCUCCUUUCAAAGAGCUCUCCCUGA